Molecule: messenger RNA, 1053 nt
Organism: Engraulis encrasicolus (European anchovy)
Lineage: Eukaryota; Metazoa; Chordata; Actinopteri; Clupeiformes; Engraulidae
Exons: 3
Coding region: 1-1053 (350 amino acids)
Source: RefSeq, a predicted model, not a curated record
AUGUCUGUGGACGACUACAACUUCCUGCUGGAGAAAGUAACCCCUCGCAUCCAGAAGAGGGACACACACCUCAGGAAGGCCAUCAGUCCAAGGGACAGGCUGUCUGUGACACUACGUUUUUUGGCAACGGGUGAAACCUUCAAUUCUUUAAGCUAUCAGUACAGGAUGGGGAGCACCACAAUCAGCAGAAUUGUCAUGGAAACAUGCAGAGCCCUCAUCGCCGUCUUGCGGAAAGACUACUUGAAGACACCAUCUUCUGUCUCUGAGUGGAAGGCCAUUGCCAGAGACUUCAGAGAGAAGUGGCACUUUCCUCACUGUAUGGGUGCCAUAGACGGAAAACAUGUGGUCAUCCAACCACCUCCCAAGAGUGGAAGCAUGUUCCACAACUACAGGGGCAGGUUUUCCGUCAUCCUGAUGGCAGUGGUUGAUGCCAACCUCAACUUCAUAUACGCAACCGCCGGGACACAGGGAAGAGUGGCUGAUGCUGGAGUGUUCGCCCAUUCCGAUCUAAAGGAGGCAAUGGACACCGGCAGGCUGGACUUCCCCCCUCCUGAGACCCUGCCAGGCACUGAUGUCCUCAUACCAUACAUGCUGGUUGGGGAUGAUGCCUACCCUCUGCGACCUGACCUAAUGAAGCCAUAUCCCUUCAGAAACAUGGUGCCAGAGCAGAGGAUAUUCAAUUAUAGGCUGUCCAGGGCACGGCGCGUUGUCGAAAAUGCCUUUGGGGUUCUGGCCAACCGCUUCAGGGUGUUCCUCACACCCAUUGCCCUGGUCCCAGAGAAGGUGGAGAAAAUAAUAUAUGCUUCACUGGCAUUACACAACUACCUUCGGCAGCACAGAGGCGACGCCUAUGUACCACCUGGCUAUGUCGAUUUUGAGGAUGAAAACCAUCAAUUAAUUGAAGGAGCAUGGAGACAGAAGGGGAAUCUCGAGUCUGCUUCUAUGGGCAAUGCGAGGAACCCCUCAGUUGAAGCCAAGAUGCAGCGGGACAUGCUCGCUGAGUAUUUCAUUUCAGCAGCAGGGAGUGUGCCAUGGCAAGACGACAUGGUGUGA